Molecule: messenger RNA, 1927 nt
Organism: Hypoxylon trugodes
Lineage: Eukaryota; Fungi; Ascomycota; Sordariomycetes; Xylariales; Hypoxylaceae
Exons: 1
Coding region: 277-1563 (428 amino acids)
Source: RefSeq, a predicted model, not a curated record
CAUGUUGCUUUAAAGCGCAUUCUAGCAAGUAUCAACUCAUGAUUCCCUCACUAGCAUUUUUGCCAUAGGUUAUGGCAAGCCGUAUUGUUAGCAUCAAACAACAUUGAACCCCCUAUUUAGGCCUGGCCAUCGCGGCAUAUUUCAUAGGUGCAGAACCAGAAUCAGUGAGUAGUUCAUCUGUAUUAAGAUUUCAUAGGUACUCCUUAAGUUGAUUCACCAGGCAAGAUAGCUUCAACCUCAGUACACCAGGGACCUAAGCCCGCCAAUAAAUCGACCAUGGAAGGCUGUAAUAAAUGCCAGGAAGAUCUGGCAGUAGACAACGCUACCAAACUUCAAGAUGGACUGAAGAAGGAUGAUGAUACCCUGGUGCUUACUGAGGUUCCCCCUAAAAAGGGCGUAGAUGUUCAAGACCCCAUCAAAUCGCCAGAGAUCGGCGAAUCUACCGCAACAGCGAAAGAGAAGACUGAAGGAGAACAGACCAUUCCACAGAAGUCCAAGCCUCGGCGGGCCUCAGAGCCGAUCAAUUCAACUAAUCUCCAAUCGGGCAUGGAAGUGCAACAGAAGACCAGCUCAGUCGUGGUGGUGGCGUCCACUAUGUGCCAAGAACAACAAGAUAUAGGGGCCACCACCGCCCCUAAGCGACCUCGAACCCCUUCACCCUCAUCUAGCCCCGAGACUCACGCUGCACAUAUUUUAGAGUUACAACGAGAAUAUGUGUUUGACAACAUGGUCCGAAGCCUCCAAAAAGCCUGGCACCACAUGCUGGACACCCAUAAGCCAACCGGCAUCGGGCCCGAGGGGGAAACGCAAUUGCGAUAUGAAUCAAACGUCAAGGAUAUCCGAAGCAAGGUCAUGAAGCCGGGGCUGACACUCGAGGGAAUUGCCGACGAGACCAUCUCAGUCGCGAUACGGCUCUGGUUAGAGCUCUGUUACCGCUUCAUCCAUAAUGACCACAAGGGCACGCCCUACCUCCUCGUCAGUAAGGCCGAGGGCGAGGCGAAGAAAAUCAAAAAGAAAGCCUUAAACAACGUAUCGCGAGUCCGUGACACAUCUCCGCAUUUCUCUCCCAUGCAAUACUCCCCUUCCCUUCCACCCCCGUCUCCUCGCGAAGACUCAGACAUCAUGCUCAUGGAAACCCGCCCCUACCGUCGGACACCGCGAUCCAGUAAUUCGCCCUUAGUCGACUCCUUACGCCCGGGUGUGGAGAGACUCAGCAUUAAUAGAAGAUCUAAUCAACGCAGCGGCGAAAGGGACAAUCGCUACGAUCUCCGACGAACACCAACACCCGCACCCUCAUAUAUGCGGGACGCUAAGAUCAAGCGUCGUAAGAUCGCCGAACAUGAUUCGCCGCCCGCAGGUGGAGUACGCAAAUACGGCAGUCCCGGGUAUGGAAAUUCGCCGCGCGGUCGUCCACCUAAGCAGAGAGAUAAUGAUAGCCCGAAGCGGGGGAGGGGGCGGCCCCGUAAGCCUCGUGUGGUGGAGGGGGAGUCGUUGGUUGGAUGUAUUGGCCCGUAUGCAGUUAUUAACUCGCCGGCUCGGACGGCGGGGCAGGCUGUGGAUUAGGAUGGUUCUGACUUGGAGUAGGAGUGGUGGUUUUAGUUUAUUUGAGUGGUGAAAGUUGGAUCAUUUGUCUUGCGUUGAUUUGGGGUGAAGGCAGGCUUUUGCUGCUUGUGAGAUAUCUACUUGGGGUUGUCUUAAAGGCCCAAUGAAGGGGUAUUCUCUAGCAGGUGUAGAUAGGAGUAGCGAUAGUUUUCCAAUGAACAUCGAACUGCAGGAUCACUGGUAUGGGGCAAUGAGGACGAAUAUCGCAGCGAACAGGUUGAGCCGUACACCGUAGUUAACCCUACUAGUACAUUUGUAUGCGUACACUAAAAGAUACCUUAGUUCAUACAUUCAUACGACAGAUAUAUGCCUCUCGUCAUCACUC